CAGGAAGAUUUUUCUCCCAGCAAGGGUGGAUGAAGGGCGUAACUGCUACUGAAGGAGGAAUUUGAAGAAAGCCUGAUGACAACAAAAACAAACUUUGCUGUGACAGUGGGAUCUAUAGUUGUCCCUUAUGGGCACGUGAUUGGAAAUGAGAAGUGGCGAGGGUCAGAGAUAGCCCAAAGGCUACAAGGGAAAGUUAGACUCGCCUUCGAAGAUGGCUUGGGACUGGUGGACUUUCUUCUUUCAAACAGAACUUGCAUUUUAUUUAUUUCUGAAGCAGAUUUGGUUGCAGGGGAUGAAUUCAAACGAAGACUGGUUAAGUUUCGAAAUGCCAGCAGUCUUAGGGGAAUUGUAAUUGUAGAGAAAACCCAAAUCAGUGAUCAGUACUACUUAGGAGUACAAAAACUUGUCGUACUCGAACUUGGAAUGGUGUUGCUUCCUGUGGCAAAUCAAGGAGAAGCUUCUCAGCUUAUUGUCCAACUAGUGCGGGAGCAGGGCCGGGAGGGCGGUGCCAACCCCUUCGUUCGCCGGCAGCGCGCUGGGCUGGCCGAGCCUGCAGCGCUCCGGAGCGUGCAGCACAUCCCCGGCGUCGGGAAAGCAAAAGCUCUGCUUUUACUGCGGCGCUUCGGAAGCAUCCACGGGCUUUGUAACACGGCCGUCACUGAGCUUGAGCAAGUAGUUGGACAAACAGCAGCACAGCAAAUUUAUACGUUUUUACACUCCUGA
Messenger RNA from Cinclus cinclus, 723 nucleotides. RefSeq names its product FA core complex associated protein 24 (gene FAAP24). Gene Ontology annotation, molecular function: chromatin binding. Gene Ontology annotation, biological process: interstrand cross-link repair. The record is from RefSeq and is a predicted model, not a curated record. NCBI's taxonomy places the organism in Eukaryota, Metazoa, Chordata, Aves, Passeriformes, Cinclidae. The transcript has 5 exons. Gene Ontology annotation, cellular component: Fanconi anaemia nuclear complex. The coding region runs from base 76 to 723 and encodes 215 amino acids.